GUUAUAUAUAAAGUAUACUUUUUAAUAGACCAGUUUUGUUUGCCACUCUUUAGAUUUAAAAGUGACAUUUAUAUCGAAGAGAUGAUUGCAAAAAUCAGUAUUUUUAUCCUUAUUUUCUACAUUUCUUGUUUGGGAUUCAUAGAUACAGCUCAAACUUCGGUACUUGGGGAAAAGAAACAAUGUUCUCCGUGUUCCACUUGUGCACCAUGCAAUUCAUGUUCUGUACCAUCGCCUCUAUCAUGUGAUAUUUGCCCGUCAAGAACAGAAAAGAUUGAGAUACCUCUCAAGAAUUCCGUACAUCCCAAUUCUACGGUCGAAAACGGCAAAGAACGAAGAAGUCCAUUUUAUCCACCUGGCUGUCCGAAGAAGAAAUGUAAGCCGUGUCCGCCUAAGAAGAAGAAGAAGUGCAAAAAAUGCAAAAAAUGUCCACCAUGUAUUGCCGCACGUCCAUGCAAAAAAUGUCCUAAAUUGAAGCCUUGCAAAUGUAAAUGUCAUUGUCGUCCUGGAGCUCCAGCACCAGUUCAAUUCUAAUCUGAAAGAUGGGCAAGAAAAAAAUUAUUUUC
Parasteatoda tepidariorum (common house spider) is the source of this 563-nucleotide messenger RNA. RefSeq lists its product as uncharacterized. The record is from RefSeq and is a predicted model, not a curated record. NCBI's taxonomy places the organism in Eukaryota, Metazoa, Arthropoda, Arachnida, Araneae, Theridiidae.